Molecule: messenger RNA, 1484 nt
Organism: Monopterus albus (swamp eel)
Lineage: Eukaryota; Metazoa; Chordata; Actinopteri; Synbranchiformes; Synbranchidae
Gene: tiprl
Product: TIP41, TOR signaling pathway regulator-like (S. cerevisiae)
Exons: 8
Coding region: 151-978 (275 amino acids)
Biological process (GO): TOR signaling
Cellular component (GO): cytosol
Source: RefSeq, a predicted model, not a curated record
GGGGGCUUGGUUGGAGCCAGGCCCCGCGGCACAUGAUUAAAUAGCGGAACCUUGGGGUGAGCUUUGUUCAUGUAAUCGGACAGUUUUUAUCGAUGCACCGUCUAUGACAUCACAUGGACGAAUGUAACUGUUGACAGCAACAACGAGUUGAUGUUGGCCUCUAUGUCCAUGAUGAUGUCACACGGUUUUAAGAGCAGUAAGCAGGAGUUUACCUUUGGACCAUGGAAAAUAACUGCUGCAAAGAACCACAUCAUGAAAUCCAAAGACAUUGAACGGUUAGCAGAAGAGAUGAACAUGCCUUCUCUCCCAGAGAUGCUGUUCGGGGACAAUGUCCUGCGCAUCCAACACACAGAUGGCUAUGCUAUUGAAUUUAAUGCCAUUGAUGCCCUCAAGAGAGUCAGCAACAUGGAGGAUGCUGUCAAGGUGGCUUGUGCUCAGGAAUGGCAGGACAGUAGAGCUGAUUCUGAACACUCCAAAGAGGUGGUGAGGCCUUACAACUGGACAUACACCACAGACUACAGAGGCACUCUGAUUGGAGAAGGUGUGGAGAUAAAGGUGACUGAGACAGCAGAACGUAUCAACAUGGAGAAGCUGAAGGCUCGGGAACAGAUCAUGUUCUUUGAUGAGGUGCUGCUGUUCGAGGAUGAGCUGCAUGACCACGGAGUCUCAAUGAUCAGUGUAAAAAUUAGGGUGAUGCCCACCAGUUUCUUCUUGUUGCUGCGCUUCUUCUUACGAGUGGAUGGAGUGCUGAUCAGAAUAAAUGACACACGACUUUAUCAUGAGGGUGGAAAGAAUUACAUGCUACGAGAAUUCAGCACAAGGGAAAGCAGAAUCGAUGAACUCAAGAAUGUUCCUGCUGCACUAUACACUGAUCCAAAUGAGAUAGCCCAGCAUUUAACUCUGAAGCUGACAGUGUGUGAGAGACUGGAGCUUCCUGUGACACAGUGUCAGACAGCCGUUAACAAAGUCCUUCAGUGACCAGCAUACAGUAACGUUCACAUUGAUGUGUUGCAUGAUGAAAAAUGGGAGGUAAUUCUUAAACAAACAUUAAACAUUAUUAACCUUACAGUAACAAAAACAGUUGAUCUCCCCUUCCAGUAUCUCUGCAGUAAUAGUUAUAAUAUGUUAGCACUAGGAUGGUUUGUUCUUAAGAUACUGCAACUGACUCUUUUCAAUACAUUGACAUUGAUUUUGUUUUAUUAUGUAUUUUCACUGUCAGCUUGAUCAGCCUUUUGAUACAUUGUUUUGACACAUUGCCCAGCAGGAUAUAUAUUUUUCCCAUGCAUGAAUAUUAGGUUGUGUAUUUGUAAGAAGCUACGCAAAACUGCACUAGAUUUUCUGAAGUCCAACUCACCAGGAAUUUUUGUAAAUAUGGCUACUGUAUUUCCUACAGUGACUUCAGGAAAGUGAAAAAUCUUGUUUUCCAUUUGCAAAUCACAUACAAUGCCUACUAACUACAUGGCUGAAUAAAUUUUGUGUAAAUA